GGCGGGGCCUGGGGUACGCGAGAUUGGCGCGCAGCCCGGAAGGUUUCGGCGGGGUCGCACCUGUUGCGUGACUCCCCCGUAGCCCGGCCACAGGAGCCGGAUCCCUAAUUGAUUCCCAGAAAGUGGUGAAAGAACCCUAGGCGAAUUCCGGGUCCGGUUUUCUGGGGAGCACGUGGCCUGUUUCCUCUUGAGUGCAGGCUUGGGGUCGCGACUCCGGGGUCUCCUGAGGUCAGUCUGGCCGCUGAAGUCGGCGGGAGUCCGCCCCCCGGCCAGCUGGCCAUUUUGAAAACCUUGCCUUCCUUCCCGCUUCUCAGUGCGGGUGCAGGGGCCAGUGGCGCGACUUCGCCCCGGUGGGGGCCCUCUCCCCUCUUCAGCCCGGCUCCCUCGCUGUGCAGACUUUCGUAGGCUGCCUUCCUGGUCCACGCGGGACUUGGGCAGCAUGGCCUCAGAAGCUCGAAGCGGUCUGGGGGCCUCUCCGCUACAGUCUGCCCGAUCCCUGCCAGGCAACGCCCCUUGCCUCAAGCACUUCCCGCUUGACCUGCGCACGUCUAUGGAUGGCAAAUGCAAGGAGAUCGCUGAGGAGUUGUUCAGCCGCUCACUGGCUGAGAGUGAGCUUCGUAGCGCCCCUUAUGAGUUCCCAGAGGAAAGCCCCAUCGAGCAGCUAGAAGAACGGAGGCAGCGGCUGGAGCGCCAGAUCAGCCAGGAUGUCAAGCUGGAGCCAGAUAUUCUUCUUCGAGCCAAGCAAGAUUUCCUGAAGACAGACAGCGACUCAGACUUACAGCUGUACAAGGAGCAAGGAGAGGGACAGGGUGACAGGGGUCUUUGGGAACGUGAUGUGGUAUUGGAACGGGAAUUUCAGCGGGUCAUCAUCUCUGGGGAGGAGAAGUGUGGGGUGCCAUUCACAGACCUCUUAGACGCAGCCAAAAGUGUGGUUCGGGCACUUUUCAUCCGGGAGAAGUACAUGGCCCUAUCACUGCAGAGCUUCUGUCCCACCACCCGCCGUUACCUGCAGCAGCUGGCUGAGAAGCCCCUGGAGACUCGAACUUAUGAGCAGAGUCCUGAUACCCCUGUAUCUGCUGAUGCCCCAGUGCAUCCCCCUGCACUGGAGCAGCACCCGUAUGAGCACUGUGAGCCAAGCGCCAUGCCUGGGGACCUGGGCUUGGGUCUGCGCAUGGUGCGUGGUGUGGUGCACGUCUACACCCGCAGGGACCCUGAUGAGCACUGUCCGGAGGUGGAGCUUCCAUACCCUGACCUACAGGAAUUUGUAGCUGACGUCAAUGUGCUGAUGGCCCUGAUCAUCAAUGGUCCCAUAAAGUCAUUCUGCUACCGCCGGCUGCAGUACCUGAGCUCCAAAUUCCAGAUGCACGUUUUGCUCAAUGAGAUGAAGGAGCUCGCUGCUCAGAAGAAAGUGCCACACCGGGACUUCUACAAUAUCCGUAAGGUGGACACACACAUCCACGCCUCGUCCUGCAUGAACCAGAAACAUCUACUGCGCUUCAUCAAGCGGGCCAUGAAGCGGCACCUGGAGGAGAUUGUGCAUGUGGAACAGGGCCGCGAGCAGACGCUGAGAGAAGUCUUCGAGAGCAUGAACCUCACUGCCUACGACUUAAGUGUGGACACGCUGGAUGUGCAUGCGGACAGGAAUACCUUUCAUCGAUUUGACAAAUUCAAUGCCAAAUACAACCCUAUUGGGGAGUCUGUUCUCCGAGAGAUCUUCAUUAAAACCGACAACAAGAUUUCUGGGAAGUACUUUGCUCACAUCAUCAAGGAGGUGAUGGCAGACUUGGAGGAGAGCAAAUACCAGAAUGCAGAGCUCCGGCUGUCCAUCUACGGGCGUUCGAGGGAUGAGUGGGACAAGCUGGCACGCUGGGCAGUGAACCACAAAGUGCACUCUCCCAAUGUCCGCUGGCUGGUGCAGGUGCCCCGCCUCUUCGAUGUGUACCGCACCAAGGGCCAGCUGGCCAACUUCCAAGAGAUGCUGGAGAACAUCUUUCUGCCCCUGUUUGAGGCUACUGUGCACCCUGCCAGCCACCCGGAGCUGCACCUCUUUCUGGAGCACGUGGAUGGUUUUGAUAGCGUGGAUGAUGAGUCCAAGCCAGAGAACCACGUCUUCAACCUGGAGAGUCCCCUCCCAGAAGCUUGGGUGGAGGAGGACAACCCUCCCUAUGCCUACUACCUGUACUACACCUUCGCUAACAUGGCUAUGUUGAACCAUCUGCGCAGGCAGAGAGGUUUCCACACGUUCGUGCUGAGGCCGCACUGUGGGGAGGCCGGGCCCAUCCACCACCUGGUAUCAGCCUUCAUGCUGGCCGAGAACAUCUCCCACGGGCUGCUCCUGCGCAAGGCCCCCGUCCUGCAGUACCUGUAUUACCUGGCUCAGAUCGGCAUCGCCAUGUCCCCGCUCAGCAACAACAGCCUGUUCCUCAGCUACCACCGGAACCCUCUCCCUGAGUACUUGUCCCGUGGCCUCAUGGUCUCGCUGUCCACAGAUGAUCCCUUGCAGUUCCACUUCACCAAGGAGCCCCUGAUGGAGGAGUACAGCAUCGCCACCCAGGUGUGGAAGCUCAGCUCCUGCGAUAUGUGCGAGCUGGCCCGUAACAGCGUGCUCAUGAGUGGCUUCUCUCACAAGGUGAAAAGCCACUGGCUGGGACCCAACUAUACCAAGGAGGGCCCUGAGGGCAAUGAUAUCCGCCGUACCAACGUGCCAGACAUCCGAGUGGGCUACCGCUAUGAGACGCUAUGCCAGGAGCUGGCACUUAUCACACAGGCCGUCCAAAGUGAGAUGCUGGAGACCAUCCCAGAGGAAGUGGGCAUUGUCAUGAGCCCAGGGCCUUAGUGCACCUGGUCUGUGCAGUGCUCGUCCCAUCUCAGCGACUUGACUGUGACCGUGAUUAGACCCCUCCCACCUGAUGUGGUCUCUGCAUGUCUCCGUGCUAUGUUUCUGUCCUGCAUGUCUUCGACCAUGUCUUGCCUCUGGGCCACCUCAGUGAAAGCAAGUCCAGGAAUCUGCUUCAUUAUUGUCUCGGCUCAGGUGGUACCUGGUGGCUGAGAUUUAAGAGUUGGCCCUGCUCGUGACCCAUCUCAGAAUUGUCAGAAGUCUGGCUGUCCUAUGGUAUCCUCAGUGUCCACAGGGGCUUGGGAUGGUUGUGUAGGGCUGGCCCCUUGAGCACCGGGAACCCAGGCUUUGGUUAGAGUUCAAGUUGAGUUUCCCUCUUGUUUAUGUGGCUGUGGGACAGGAGGGGCUCGUUAUCUCUCUGCUGUGGCACUGGCUGCUCAGCCUCUGAAGUUCCAGCUGGUCUGCGCUGGGCAGAGCAGGACUUAGGCUCACUCACGGCCCUGGAGGCCUGGCCUGAGGGGCUGGCCCACUGUCCCUGCUGAGUCACUGCCCAUCAGCCCCGUUCCUCCCCAGCCCACGUGUUCCUUUGUUACCAGCCCCCUUGUAUCCCUGUGGGAGGGGGCAGCUGCCCUGACCUGUCUCAGUUGGAGGCUAUUGCAGUUGGAGGGUGCUGGAACUGUUACUAGCUCUGGAGGUGGCACCUUCUUUGGGGGUUUCCAGGUCUUUGACCAGACCCAGUUCCCAGCCAGCCUCUUGUGUUAUGUUCUAGACCGAGGCCUUUGCUAUGAAGAACAGUGUUUCAUAUGACCCAUUUUUUCCUAGUGCAUGAGAAAUAAAAAGAUUAUUUAAUUAA
Mus musculus (house mouse) is the source of this 3689-nucleotide messenger RNA. RefSeq names its product adenosine monophosphate deaminase 2 (gene Ampd2). The record is from RefSeq and is marked validated. Gene Ontology annotation, molecular function: AMP deaminase activity; deaminase activity. Lineage: Eukaryota; Metazoa; Chordata; Mammalia; Rodentia; Muridae. The coding region runs from base 440 to 2836 and encodes 798 amino acids. Gene Ontology annotation, biological process: cyclic purine nucleotide metabolic process; purine ribonucleotide salvage; energy homeostasis. The transcript has 18 exons.